This is a messenger RNA of Impatiens glandulifera, 1945 nucleotides long. RefSeq lists its product as uncharacterized. Bases 1132 to 1752 code for a protein of 206 amino acids. NCBI's taxonomy places the organism in Eukaryota, Viridiplantae, Streptophyta, Magnoliopsida, Ericales, Balsaminaceae. The record is from RefSeq and is a predicted model, not a curated record. The transcript has 5 exons.
AUGUAAAUUUUUCGUCUGUUGUAGGGAUCACAGCUGAUGAGACAGAACUUGGUGGAUCAAUGGUGAGAAAGAGAUUACUAUCACCAUUAGAUGGUAUUCUUAUCCAGAAUCAUUGCAGUGGUGACCCUAUAGAUGGCGAAUUUCAAGUGAACCCUGGUCCUAGAGACAUUACCAUAUCACAAGAUUUAAGAAAGCAAACAUUGGAAGCAAAGACAAAUUUACAACUCAUAGAUGGUCUACAGCUAAUUGCUCAGAAAGGAAAGAUAAAAUGUAUGAUAUUAGUAAGUCGACCUUAAAUUUCCUUACAGAUGGGCCUUUACCAAAGGACACGAAAGUGGCACCUCCUACUUCUAUAUCUUCGGUAGAAUCAAGCAAGCUAAGGACCCAAACUGGGGAUAGAUCCAUAUCCUUGGAGAAAAUGGACUCAUCACAUUUUUUUUUGUCUCGUCUUGGUCCAAAUUUUUGUGGAAGCAUAAAAACCAUGGUAGGAUACAAUAAUUCUGUGAUAGAAAGGGAAAAGAAUGACCUAGAAUUUGGAAAUUCGGCGAAGCCAUUAAAUAGGGGAAUCUCCACUAUUCGGUCCCUUGUCCGAUGAAGAGAAAUAUAGGAGCACAAUAAAAUCUAUUGAAGAUCCUGAUAAUUUGCAUAGAGAUGGUGGGAAAAGUUGGCCUUCUUUCCAUGACUUGGAACCAAAAUCUUGCUGCAUCAAGUCAAUUAAAAGUUUCAAGGGAAUACCUAUAAGAAGAUCAUUAGUCGGUUCAUUUGAAGAAUCGCUCUUUCUGGUGUCUGUCAUGUGGGAAGCUCAAUCAGAAAAUUGAUGGUUUUCUGGCCAUACUAACCAUAACUGGUGGUAGUUUCUCACCAAGAUCGCAGAAACUUCCUUUUGCAGUUACAAGUAUUGAUGGAGAUAACUACUUAUUGUACUAUGCAUCCAUAGGACUUGGGAAGAAAGUUCAUUCAUCAAGCAACAAUUGUUAGGGUCCCGAAUUGGAAAAAGAACGUUGAUGCUGAUGAUUCACAAGAUGCUAAAAGUCGUAUGCGUAUCCCCAUGAAGGGCGCGUCCAGCUGGUUUUAAGUAACCCAGAAAAAACACCUAUCCACACCUUCUUCUGUUGCUAUGAUUUGAGUGACAUGCCUGCUGGUACCAAGACCUUCAUGAGGCAGAAGGUCACUCUAGAUUCAUCUCAGUCAACUCCAGUACCUGUGAGAAUCUCUGAGUUGAUGAAAUGUGAAACAAAUGCAGCAAGUGGAACGCGUGCAGCUGAUGAUGAAAAUAUGUUGAAUGAAAGGAAUUGUAAGAUGAAUACAAGUAGUAGUAUAACGGGUGAAUUAGUUUCAAAAAAGGAGUACAAUAAUGUUUCUUCUUCAAGUAAAGGUAGAGAUAUUGGCAAAAGAGAGAAGACAACGAGGACUGAAGAUGUUUGUUUGAAGGCAAAUGACAAUCAGAAUGGUGCGAGUGGCGGUGGUGUUUUACGUUAUGCCAUUCAUCUUCGUUUCAUAUGCCCUCCUACUACUAAUGUUCCUUUGACUAAGAAAAGCUUGAGAUCCAAAAAUGGAAGAGUGGAAACUACUACUACUAUUACAAGUGAUAGUAGUGAAGAAGGGGUACCGGAGGAGCGGAGAUUUUACAUGUACAAUGAUAUGAGGGUUGUAUUCCCACAACGCCAUUUUGAUGCCGAUGAGGGAAAGCUAAAGGUGGAAUGCGAUUACCCAGAGAAUCCAAAAUACUUUGAUAUUGGAAAAUAUUAUUGAGUAUGAGGAGGAGAAGAAAAUGUUGGAAGGUGUAAAUAUAGUAUUGGGUUUUAAUUUGGUAUGAAACGCUAGGGAAGUUGUUGGUAACAUAUAUAUGAUCCAUGGUGUUUUUUUUUGUUAGAGUUUUUGGAAAAACUGCAUGUAUUUUUAUUUUGAGAAAGGGUAAAAUGUUCACUAAUGAGAAAUUUUUGUU